Molecule: messenger RNA, 2400 nt
Organism: Myripristis murdjan (pinecone soldierfish)
Lineage: Eukaryota; Metazoa; Chordata; Actinopteri; Holocentriformes; Holocentridae
Gene: nubp1
Product: nucleotide binding protein 1 (MinD homolog, E. coli)
Exons: 10
Coding region: 94-1056 (320 amino acids)
Biological process (GO): iron-sulfur cluster assembly
Cellular component (GO): cytosol
Molecular function (GO): 4 iron, 4 sulfur cluster binding; ATP-dependent FeS chaperone activity; ATP hydrolysis activity
Source: RefSeq, a predicted model, not a curated record
CCUCACACUCCAGUCCGGUUGGUGGCGGUAAUGCGGCUCUAAGCUGAUUUGCCAACCGCCAAUAAACACAAAGAAGAAGAAGACGACACAAACAUGGCCGAUGUUCCCGAUAAUGCGCCGGAGCACUGCCCAGGGACUCAGAGUGAGAAAGCAGGAAAGAGCACGGCAUGUCAGGGCUGUCCCAACCAGACACUGUGUGCCUCUGGAGCCACCAAGGCCCCCGACCCAGCCAUAGCAGAGAUCGGAGUGAAGUUGUCAACAGUCAAACACAAGAUCCUGGUGCUGUCGGGCAAAGGAGGCGUGGGAAAGAGCACCUUCAGCGCUCACUUGGCUCACGCCCUGGCUAGUGACAUCAAUAAGGAGGUGGCUGUGCUGGAUAUCGAUAUCUGUGGUCCAUCCAUUCCCAGGAUCAUGGGCUUGGAGGGAGAACAGGUCCACCAGAGCGGGUCAGGCUGGUCUCCUGUGUAUGUGGAGGACAACUUGGCCGUCAUGUCUAUCGGCUUCCUCCUUAGCAGUCCUGACGACGCUGUCAUCUGGAGAGGACCCAAGAAGAAUGGCAUGAUCAAGCAGUUCUUGAGGGAUGUUGACUGGGGGCAACUGGAUUACCUCAUCGUAGACACACCCCCUGGCACCUCUGACGAGCACCUGUCAAUCGUCCAGUACCUAAGUGCCACCCACAUCGACGGAGCUGUGAUCAUCACCACACCUCAGGAGGUGUCGCUGCAGGAUGUGCGCAAGGAGAUCAGAUUCUGUCAGAAGGUCAAGCUGCCAAUCAUCGGAGUGGUGGAGAACAUGAGUGGCUUCGUCUGUCCCAAAUGCAAGAACACGUCGCAGAUCUUCCCUGCCACCAGUGGGGGCGCUGAGCGGAUGUGCUCGGAUCUAAAUCUGCCUCUGUUAGGCAAGAUACCCCUGGAUCCCAGGAUAGGACGGAGCUGUGACGAGGGGAGGUCUUUCUUCAACGAGGUGCCCGACUCCCCUGCUACCAAAGCCUACCACAGUAUUGUGCAGAGUAUCCAGGACUACUGUUCCAACCAUGUGACGGAGGAGCAGAGCUGAAGAUGGUGCAAUGGCUGCCAUGUUGGACCAGGGGCCGUUCACAUGAUGAGGGUCUGAUAGAUUCAUUAGGAUUGUGAUCAUAAACUAAUGAUAAAUUAAGGACACACUCUACGGCCAAAUGCACUGAAUCGCCCAUAGCGGUGAUACAGUAACAUGCAGCAAAGCCUGCCAGAAUAAACCCUCAUUCUCUCUCACCAACUUCAUUAUAAUGCAUCACUUGCUGGUCACCUUUCUAGGCUGGGUAGAUCUCACAGAGCAGUGAUUCUUCUUUGUUCACCACUGUGAGGCAAAUGCAACGUGUCAAGUAAAACAGUGACGUGUAAAAAUAAAAACAAUACAAAAUCCUCAAUAUAAAUAAGUCUAUAAUUCAUGAUUUUUACAUGAUCAAAAGCAGAGAUGGAAAUGAAACCAGUCAAAACAUUCCCCCAACCACCACCGAAAGGCAAAAAAAAAAACCCUGUUACACAAGGUACAUGAAAUAGUGUCUGUGCUUCAUCUCCAAUAAAUACACGCUUUGAUCCCUGAAGGGUUUUUGAUUCAACAAGCAGUUUGAGAGAUGGUACAACUGAAUUCUCCUGUGUCCCAGGUUGAGACCACAUUCAUAUUUAGAUCAAAAUGUUACUCUACCUCAGGAAUUCACAAACCAUGAAUUGAGGCAUUAGUUCAAUCUCGCCUUCACUUUGUUGAGAAGAAAGGGAUCAGAGGUGCAACUCUCCAUGACAGCACCAGCUUCAUUAGUGGUAAAAUUGGCGAGAGUUGUUGUGGAGAGAGUGUUUGGGUUAGUUUUUUUUUUUUGUUGUUGUUUUUUUUUCAUAUGAUGCUGCGUCAUCAGUGAUUAUAAUCAGUCUGUUUAUGAAAAGAAAAAUCCCACUUCUUGUUUUUUUUUAGCUCAUGUCUAGUGAAUUGGGGUGGCUUAUAUGUUUAGAAAUAUGUGCACUGUCCACAGCUGGAAAUUACCUUUGAUAUAUACCAGUAAUAAAGGUUACAGGAGUCUGACAAAUCCUAAACCGCUGACCAAAUGGGUUCAGGAUAUGAAAGUGUUACCAGCAGCGUUCAACCAAUUAAUGUCGCCCUGCACACUGGCCACAAGUGUUAUUACUUGCAAUGAAAAUGUCCCUGAUUUAUCCUUGUAAUGAAAUGAUUGAGUCGAGCUUGAUUUGAUGCAAUACUGGUGACAACAUGACCAGUGAAGGUUGCUGAAAAUUACUAUGUGAUUCCCAGUUGUAAAUUUACUUGUUUACAUGAGUAUUGUAUUGCUUUGUUAUAGUUUAUUGAACGGAUGUUGCUUCCUAUGGUGCACUUGCUUUAAUUGACUAAUAAAAUAAAUUAUCUCAAAACAUGAAA